This is a messenger RNA of Mandrillus leucophaeus (drill), 2631 nucleotides long. It is a transcript of the gene MAPK1, whose product is annotated as mitogen-activated protein kinase 1. Gene Ontology annotation, biological process: intracellular signal transduction; protein phosphorylation. Gene Ontology annotation, cellular component: cytoplasm; nucleus. Lineage: Eukaryota; Metazoa; Chordata; Mammalia; Primates; Cercopithecidae. Gene Ontology annotation, molecular function: MAP kinase activity; ATP binding. The record is from RefSeq and is a predicted model, not a curated record. The transcript has 8 exons. Bases 169 to 960 code for a protein of 263 amino acids.
GCUUAUGAUAAUGUCAACAAAGUUCGAGUAGCUAUCAAGAAAAUCAGCCCCUUUGAGCACCAGACCUACUGCCAGAGAACCCUGCGGGAGAUAAAAAUCUUACUGCGCUUCAGACAUGAGAACAUCAUUGGAAUCAAUGACAUUAUUCGAGCACCAACCAUCGAGCAAAUGAAAGAUGUAUAUAUAGUACAAGACCUCAUGGAAACAGAUCUUUACAAGCUCUUGAAGACACAACACCUCAGCAACGACCAUAUCUGCUAUUUUCUUUACCAGAUCCUCAGAGGGUUAAAAUAUAUCCAUUCAGCUAACGUUCUGCACCGUGACCUCAAGCCUUCCAACCUGCUGCUCAACACCACCUGUGAUCUCAAGAUCUGUGACUUUGGCCUGGCCCGUGUUGCAGAUCCAGACCAUGAUCACACAGGGUUCCUGACAGAAUAUGUGGCUACACGUUGGUACAGGGCUCCAGAAAUUAUGUUGAAUUCCAAGGGCUACACCAAGUCCAUUGAUAUUUGGUCUGUAGGCUGCAUUCUGGCAGAAAUGCUUUCUAACAGGCCCAUCUUUCCAGGGAAGCAUUAUCUUGACCAGCUGAACCACAUUCUGGGUAUUCUUGGAUCCCCAUCACAAGAAGACCUGAAUUGUAUAAUAAAUUUAAAAGCUAGGAACUAUUUGCUUUCUCUUCCACACAAAAAUAAGGUGCCAUGGAACAGGCUGUUCCCAAAUGCUGACUCCAAAGCUCUGGACUUACUGGACAAAAUGUUGACAUUCAACCCUCACAAGAGGAUUGAAGUAGAACAGGCUCUGGCCCACCCAUAUCUGGAGCAGUAUUACGACCCGAGUGACGAGCCCAUUGCCGAAGCACCAUUCAAGUUCGACAUGGAAUUGGAUGACUUGCCUAAGGAAAAGCUCAAAGAACUAAUUUUUGAAGAGACUGCUAGAUUCCAGCCGGGAUACAGAUCUUAAAUUUGUCAGGACAAGGGCUCAGAGGACUGGACGUGCUCAGACAUCGGUAUUCUUCUUCCCAGUUCUUGACCCCUGGUCCUGUCUCCAGCCCGUCUUGGCUUAUCCACUUUGACUCCUUUGAGCCGUUUGGAGGGGCGGUUUCUGGUAGUUGUGGCUUUUAUGCUUUCAAAGAAUUUCUUCAGUCCAGAGAAUUCCUCCUGGCAGCCCUGUGUGUGUCACCCAUUGGUGACCUGCGGCAGUAUGUACUUCAGUGCACCUACUGCUUACUGUUGCUUUAGUCACUAACCGCUUUCUGGUUUGAAAGAUGCAGUGGUUCCUCCCUCUCCUGAAUCCUUUUCUACAUGAUGCCCUGCUGACCAUGCAGCCGCACCAGAGAGAGAUUCUUCCCCAGUUGUCUCUAGUCACUGGCAUCUCACUUUAUGAUAGGGAAGGCUACUGCCUAGGGCACUUUAAGUCAGUGACAGCCCCUUAUUUGCACUUCACCCUUUGACCAUAACUGUUGCCCCAGAGCAGGAGCUUGUGGAAAUACCUUGGCUGAUGUUGCAGCCUGCAGCAAGUGCUUCCGUCUCGGGAAUCCUUGGGGAGCACUUGUCCACGUCUUUUCUCAUAUCAUGGUAGUCACUAACAUAUAUAAGGUAUGUGCUAUUGACCCAGCUUUUAGAAAUGCAGUCAUUUUUCUAGAUAAAAAGGAAGUACUGCACCCAGCAAUGUCACUCUGUAGACUUACUGUGGUCACUUGUACCAUAUAGAGGUGUAACACUUGCCAAGAAGCAUUAUGUGCAGUACUUAAUGUUUGUAAGACUUACAAAAAAAAGAUUUAAAGUGGCAGCUUCACUCGGCAUUUGGUGAGAGAAGUACAAAGGUUGCAGUGCUGAGCUGUGGGUGGUUUCUGGGGAUGUCCCAGGAUGGAACUCCACACGCUGGUGCACAUACGCCUUUGAGCUACUUCAAAUGUGCGUGUUUCAGUAACCAUGUUCCAUGCCUGAGGAUUUAGCAGAGAGGAACACUGCGUCUUUAAAUAAGAAAGUAUACAGUUCUUUUUCCUUCUACAGCAUGUCAGCAUCUCAAGUUCGUUUUUCAACCUACAAUAUAACAAUUUGUAAUAAAGCCUCCACGAGCUCAUGACAUGAAGCACUGUUUGUCGUCAAGUACUCAAAUAUUUCUGAUACUGCUGAGUCAGACCGUCAGAAAAAGCUAGCACUAACUCGUGUUUGGAGCUCUAUCCAUAUUUUACUGAUCUCUUUAAGUAUUUGUUCCUGCCACUGUGUACUGUGGAGUUGACUCGGUGUUCUGUCCCAGUGCGGUGCCUCCUCUUGACUUCCCCACUGCUCUCUGUGGUGAGAAAUUUGCCUUGUUCAAUAAUUACUGUACCCUCGCAUGACUGUUACAGCUUUCUGUGCAGAGAUGACUGUCCAAGUGCCACAUGCCUACAAUUGAAAUGAAAACUCUAUUGUUACCUCGAUUGAGUUGUGUUCCACAGAAAAUGCUAUCCAGCAGAUCAUUUAGGAAAAAUAAUUCUAUUUUUAGCUUUUCAUUUCUCAGCUGUCCUUUUUUCUUGUUUGAUUUUUGACAGCAAUGGAGAAUGGGUUAUAUAAAGACUGCCUGCUAAUACGAACAGAAACGCAUUUGUAAUUCAUGAAAAUAAAUGUACAUCUUCUAUCUUCACAUUCA